AUGGCGAUUCAACCAGAUUCAGACGAUCUUGAUGAAGCUGAACUAACGCCGCAUCGUGUUGCUUCUCACUCCAAUCCUUACGAGAAGCGUGGAGCUCUCAUUUUGCUUGGAAUUAUGUCUGAAGGUUGUGAAGAUAUAAUGAGAGGACGAAUAGAAGAACUUCUUCCUCCCGUUUUGAGCGCAUUUUCAGAUCAAAGUCCAAUUGCCAAAACCGCUGCAGCUGUCUGUUUGGGACAAAUGGCAGAGUAUCUCCAACCUGAAAUCACUCAAACGCAUCCAAUGACGAUGAAGGUGUUACUUUCCGCGAUGCUUGAUCCCUCAACGAGGUUCCGACGAAAACCUGUUGAAAUCUUCUCCGAGCAUCUUGAAGAGUUCGAAAUUGAAUCGUAUCUCUCAACGCUGAUGCCUGCAUUGCUUCACGUAUUGACGACAACGAAGGCAAAUGCAGCUCGUGAAAAUUGUAUUGGAGCGAUUGGGUCUGCUGCACAAGCUGCUAAAGGAAAAUUCGCUCCUUAUGUUGAACAAGUGUUCUUGAUCCUGAUAGAAGCAAUGAAGCAGAAAGAGGAGACAUUGAUCCCGUUACGUGCACGCGCUACGGGAACAGCUGGCUGUAUCAUUCAAGAGCUACCGGAAGGAGUGACCGCCCCUUAUCGACAGAAGUGUUUGGAAUUAACUUUGGAAGGAUUGAAUUCUCUGGAUCAUGAUGAUUUACGCGAAGCAAGUUACAGAUUUCUCGGAUGUUUGUGUCACACACUGAAAGAUGAUUUCGCUCCGUUAAUCGCGAGCGUGAUGCCAUUCGUUGUCGCAACACUCAAGAGUACAAGUGGAAUUGUAACACAAUUUGAAGACAAUGAAGAUGUUCUUGAUGGAGUUGAUUGCGAAGAAGAUGAGGAAGACGAACGUCGAAUAAAAGGGAUCCACAUUCGUACUGGUUACAUCGAUGAGCAGGAAGCUGCUAUCGAUUUGUUAUGUUGUCUCUAUCGAAAUGUCUCUGGAGCUCAUAUGUCCCAAUAUUUGAAAAGUUCUUUAGAGCGUGUUGAACGCUUACAUCGUUAUUUCCAUAGUGGGAUUCGGCAGCUUGUCCCAAAUUUGAUGCAGGCCAUGCUCAUCAAUGUACAUCAUACGUUCUUACCUUCCUGGGCCCCCCGCGUAGAAGCAGAUUCACCCACGAAUAUGUCGAAUCCAACAGCACCCGAGAGUUGUCUUGUUUUAACGACAGCAGAAAAUAGAGGUUGGAUUGCAGGACUACCAGCUCAGUCGCUCCUUCAUGAUCACACCAUUCAACUAUGGAUUGAGAAGUUGUGGCCUAUUUUUGAGGAAAUGUUGACAGACGACGACGACAAGGAAGUCGUUGGGGACGUAUGUAGCGUCGUCGGAGAGCUUCUCGAGCUUCUAGGUCCACAUUUGCUACAAGGAUCAGGACUCACGGGAAGAGAUGUCCACACCUCAUUGAUAGACGUAGCAUUGAAGAUCUUCUCUGGUGAACAUGAAUGUCAAAAACUAGGAGAUGACGGAGAAGUUGAUGAAGACGAAGACAGUCGAGCUGUAGAAGAAUAUCUUUUUGAGGGAGUGUCCUCAUUGAUUAGCGGAUUAGCGCAAACAAUGGGACAACAAUUUCAAUUAUCAUUCUCUCAGUUGCAUCCAAAAAUUUUGCGACUUGCGGCGCACAAGAAGUCAAGUGGCUGUCGAUGUAUCGGCAUCGGGUGUUAUGGAGAUAUCUUCAAGACGAUGGGGGUAUCGGCGACCCCGUUUGUGGAGCCGGUCAUCCAGCCGGCAUUAGAGGGGAUUAGACAAAGUGGGGAUUCGUCAUUGCUACGUAAUUCUGCAUUUUGCCUGGGAACUAUUUGCGAAAUCGCAUCCGCAUUACCUGCUGUUCGAACUCGAAUGCUCGAAAUUUUGAAGGCGUUACAUCCACUGAUUGUUGCAAGCAAUGAGAAUGUUCGUGAAUCCAAGUUGUGCAUUCGUGACAACGCAAUUGCUGCUUUGGGUAGAAUUCUUCGCGGUUCAACGAGCAGUGAUAUUCCACAUGACGAGGUCAUUCCGUUGUUCCUCCAAUCGUUGCCACUCAAAGCUGAUUUCCAAGAGUCGGAAGGAGUUCUGAAGACUAUCUUGUAUCUUUGCUUUGGAGGAUGUGAAAAAUCAAUUUUGGAGAGGCACCAAGCAGAACUAUUGAAGGCGAUUGUUGGAGAACUGGUGAAUGGAUCGCUCACAAAAAACACAAAAGAUGGAGCGAAGAACGUCUUGCGAAGCGGCAUUCAAAGUCUUGGGGUCGAACACCCAACAAUUCAAGCGAUUGCUAACGCUGACCCGAAGUACAAACAAUUCUUAGAAAAAUUUAUGCAACAGUAG
Molecule: messenger RNA, 2349 nt
Organism: Condylostylus longicornis
Lineage: Eukaryota; Metazoa; Arthropoda; Insecta; Diptera; Dolichopodidae
Exons: 9
Coding region: 1-2349 (782 amino acids)
Biological process (GO): protein import into nucleus
Cellular component (GO): cytoplasm; nucleus
Molecular function (GO): nuclear import signal receptor activity
Source: RefSeq, a predicted model, not a curated record